This is a messenger RNA of Penicillium riverlandense, 474 nucleotides long. RefSeq names its product putative L-PSP endoribonuclease family protein Brt1. Gene Ontology annotation, cellular component: cytosol; mitochondrion. Bases 1 to 474 code for a protein of 157 amino acids. NCBI's taxonomy places the organism in Eukaryota, Fungi, Ascomycota, Eurotiomycetes, Eurotiales, Aspergillaceae. The record is from RefSeq and is a predicted model, not a curated record. The transcript has 3 exons. Gene Ontology annotation, molecular function: deaminase activity.
AUGCGGAUUAAUAAAGUAAUGAGGUAUGAAAAGCCGCUGCUUCGCCUUCCCGCGCAAGGAGUAAAGAUCCUUCACAUCAUCCUCACCAUGUCUUCCAAAACUGCCGUGCUCACCGACAAGGCCCCCAAGCCCCUGCCGGGCAUCUACUCCCAGGCCAUCAUCGCCAAUGGCGUCGUAUACUGUUCCGGCGCAGUGGCGAUGGAUCCUACGACCGGCAAAUUGGUCGACGGCGAUGUCAAGGCCCACACCCACCAAUGCAUCAAGAACUUGACCCAUAUCCUCGAGGAGGCCGGUACCGACAUCACCAAGGUGGUCAAGGUCAACGUGUUUCUGUCCAACAUGGACGACUUUAGCGAGAUGAACUCGGUGUACAUGCAAUACUGGGGUGAUGUGAAGCCCUGCCGGACAUGUGUUGCUGUCAAGACGCUGCCAUUGAACACGGAUGUGGAGAUUGAAUGCAUUGCGGUGCUGUAG